GAUGUCGAUCGGCAAAUAACAGUAAACAGCGUAUCGGGCGAUGGGCGAUAGUCAUUCUUUCAUAAUAUUAUUGCACUCACAAGUCAUUCGAGGUUAAUUUAAAUCAAGAUGUGCGGAAUAUUUUGUUUUGUGUCCAGGACCAAUUCGGUACAAUUAGGACAAUCUGUAUUACUACAGUGUCAAUGUUUACUGGACAACAGAGGUCCCGAUUUUGCCGGGCAACUCAAUUACGACCAGCGCGUUCUGAUGUAUAGUUCCGUUCUGUGGCAACAGGGUUAUGAGAUCACCCGUCAACCGAUUGAAACCGAUCGAUUCGCCUUACUAUUCAAUGGAGAUUUGUUCGUCGAUCGAGACAAUCUAGCGGAAAGCGAUACGCGGUGGUUAUUGGAUAGAAUUGAAUCAAUGGUUACAAAUUUGGACGAAUUGGGUGAACUAUUCAAACAGUUGAAAGGGCCAUUCAGUCUAGUACUGUUGGAUAAACAACUCCAAAGAGUAUACUUUGCUCGCGACAGUAUUGGUAGGAAUUCCCUUCUGCUAGGUCAGUCAGAUGAUGGAAUCAUCAUAUCUAGUGUUAUAGCUAACGCAUCUGCGAUGGAUGUAAUUGAGCUCCCACCGAAUGGAAUUUAUUUCAUAAAUUUGGAUACUAACGAAUUGAAUCUACUACCUUGGAACCAUAACGACAAUAUGAAAUUUGAUUCGUUAGGCAUCAAUAAUAGUGUUUUAGAACUUCCAUGGUUCAGCAGUAAUCAUACUCAGACCUCUUUCAACUACCAUCAUAUUCUAAAAGACUUUGCUUCAACGGAAAACGACACCUUUGAUCACCUACUGAACAAUCCUAUUGUUUCAAAUUUAUGUGUCCAUUUGUUGGAAGUCCUAUCUCAAUCGGUUCGUGAACGAAUUCUCAACACACCUGACUAUUGCAAACAGUGCGUCACAUCGCAAACUGCGUGUCAACACCCUAAGGUUGGAAUUCUUUUCUCCGGUGGAAUUGACUGUACCAUUAUUGCACUGCUAGCCGAUCGUUUUGUUCCUGCGGAUAUGCCUAUAUGUCUUCUCAAUGUAGCGUUUGAAAAAAUUAUUCGACCUGGAAAUCCCAAGUUCAAGAAGAAACUGACUACGGAUAGUGCGACGGCAGAAAUUGAUUGGGACGUACCUGAUCGGAUAACUGGGCGCAGUUCUUUGAGCGAACUACGACAACUGAAACCUCAUCGUCAAUGGCAUUUCGUCGAAAUAAAUGUGACCCGCAAGGAACUCCAAAACCAUAAGGAGCGAAUAUCAAACUUAGUAUUUCCUCUUAAAUCCGUAUUGGAUGAAUCUUUAGGAGCGGCUUUAUGGUUUGCAUCACGUGGCGAAGGAACAUUUAAUGAUAACGAAUAUAAAAGCGCUUGUAGGAUUCUGCUGCUAGGAUCUGGAGCAGAUGAACUGUUUGGCGGAUAUUCACGACAUCGGGCUGCAUUCUACCGUAAUAUCAAGUCAAAGAAUGUACAGACAAGCGAUAGCGAAAUAAAUUCGGCCUUCGACAACUUACUGUCCGAACUAGAUUUGGAUUGUAGACGGCUGCCGAGUAGAAACCUAGCAAGAGACGACCGAAUUAUUUGCGACCAUGGGGUUACACCGAGGACACCGUAUCUCCAGGAGGAUUUUAUUUCGGUUGUACAAAGCUUGAAGGCUUCUCAAAGAUGUUACCAUCCACUGGGCGAAGGCAUUGGUGACAAACUUACACUGCGGUUGUGUGGCUAUUCAUUGGGUUUAAAACUAACCGCUAAACUCCGCAAGCGUGCGCUGCAAUUUGGGUCCCGAAUAGCGGAUAGAAAGCAAAAUGCCAAUGAUAACUCUAAUUUUCUUGGUUCUUGAUAACAAGGGACAUAAAACAUGUGAUAUUUAAAUAAAUAUUUGCACCCGUUCG
This is a messenger RNA of Ochlerotatus camptorhynchus, 1906 nucleotides long. Its product is annotated as asparagine synthetase domain-containing protein CG17486. The record is from RefSeq and is a predicted model, not a curated record. Gene Ontology annotation, molecular function: asparagine synthase (glutamine-hydrolyzing) activity. The transcript has 6 exons. The coding region runs from base 109 to 1854 and encodes 581 amino acids. NCBI's taxonomy places the organism in Eukaryota, Metazoa, Arthropoda, Insecta, Diptera, Culicidae.